This is a messenger RNA of Geodia barretti, 366 nucleotides long. Lineage: Eukaryota; Metazoa; Porifera; Demospongiae; Tetractinellida; Geodiidae. The record is from the annotation of a GenBank genome assembly.
CUCAAUCUCACUUCUCGAACGUCUGUUCGUCCCAGAAAGGAUACCAUCUACCCAACGGGCGACGAAGUGUGUGGAUCCGGCCGAAAUGGUUAUUCUGACCCUGGACAUAUGGCUGUGACUGCAUGUUGCUCUUUGUACAAUCAACAGUUUCUCUAUGCGCGUCUUUUAGAAGGUACUUUUUGUGACAAAGAGCAUUGUUGGUGGAGAUGAUGAUGCAUUCAGCUUUUUCUUAUCCUAGACCGUUCAUACUUUACGAAAAGAGAGACAUGAGCUUAAAUUCCAAGUGUCUAGGGCCAACCUGCUUAGGUUAAUAAGUAACCAAGUCUAACUAGCAAUACAGAGUUAAAUAUACCAGCCAGUGUCUGA